Molecule: messenger RNA, 1290 nt
Organism: Cylindrotheca closterium
Lineage: Eukaryota; Bacillariophyta; Bacillariophyceae; Bacillariales; Bacillariaceae
Source: the annotation of a GenBank genome assembly
AUGUUAUAUGGCGGAUCCAAUCGAAGUCAACGGUUGAGAUUCAUCUUUGGUAUUUGCAUUGCAGUUGUGGCACUGUUCAAUGCCUACAUUGCGACCUACCACCAUCAACAUAUUGUGGAGAAAGUGACAACUGAUCCUCUCACGACUCCCUUCCUUUCAGGUAGUGGAAGGAAUCAAGACUUUAGUCCUUCUUCAACGGCAUCAAGAGCUUCAUCAGCAACAUUAUCUCACUCGUUGAUCUCUUCGACACCCCAUCAGAAACUGGACCGCACCAAACCUCGCCGUGUACUAUUUGUACAUAUUGGCAAGACUGGGGGAGAAACCAUUCGACAGACCUUGCGUGUGGCAUGCCGCAUGCGACAAAAUCCAUCCUUACAAGAAAGCUGUCUGCAAAAGUUUAAGAAUGACCCAAGCCUUGGAAAAACACCAUUGAAUCAACAAACGAUUGGAACAAUCCAUUGCCUUUUGAUGGUCCCAGCAAAUGCGUUAUCCAAGGCAUCAACUCUUUUGGUCAGUGUUCGCAAUCCGAUCGAACGAGUGAUAUCAUGGUUCCGGUACCUUCAUCCGGGCAACUGCAAUCCUCUUGUGGACAAACAGUCCACUGCCUGCAAUGUCAAGAAGGCGUUGAGAAGGGAGAGAAAAGAGGCUCGAAAGAGACAGAAAAGAGGUACAAAAGGGGGUGACAAACCAUCAUCGUGGAUUACAAGAUUCUUUCAAUGUUUUGAUUCGCUACCACAAGUUGGACUAGCGCUGAAACGAGACGAUGCAUCGUUGGCAGCAGCCAACAACUGCUCGGCACUGGCCCAAAAGACUAUUCGAGGAGCAGCUUCGCCCAUCUCUAGUCACAUAUAUUUCAACUAUGAAUACUAUUGGAACCAAACAUUGGCAUUAGGUCCAGAACUUGAGACCAUGGUUGUCCGAACCGAAUAUUUGUGGGAAGAUUUGGACCACGUGCAAUCUCUGUUGCACGAUGACGGUGCAGAGAAUGCCACUACCACUCAGUACAAUCUUCCCCCGCGAAAUAACCAUACGCAUGGCAGUGAGAGUCAUCGACACGUCGACUCCAUCUCAGGACCAGCUCUUCAAUACCUUUGCUGUGCGCUUAGUCGAGAAAUAUAUUUUUAUGUCGGAUGGAUCCAUCGGGCAGUCAAUCUGGACGUAGUGCACAAACAACAGGCUUUGGAUGGGGUGACCAAGUACUGCAAUAAUAAGGCUUCCGCCAACCGUGACGAUUUCCUGGUGUGGGCAACCACGGAUCUAGCUACAAUGGAAUCCAUGCUAUGCACAUAA